CGCUAUUUGUGUCACCUGGAAUUGUGUUUCUGUAGAUUUUUUUCUCGUUUAUGAUGUAAGCGCAUGAAAUCUUUGGGGAGUUUCUGUUUGAAAAGGAAUCCCGGAGUAACGCUUGCUGCCGUGGUUCAUGCAUUUAGCUUGGUUUGCUCCCGGAAGUUGAUUUUUCCACAGAACAUUUGUAGACCUGAGGAAAUCACUGUAAAUGUUAGAGUCCCAGAUUGCUAAUCUACAGGAUUCGUUUUUUGAAGAGGAAAUGUGAGGACACACGUAUAGUCAGUUUUAAGUUUACGAGAGUGCUGAAACCUUUCUGCUGGAGAAAUGUCUUCAGAGUCAGAAAAGGAUAAAGAGAGGCUCGUUCAAGCUGCCAAAACAUUCUUCUUUUACAUGCAAGAUCUUGCUUCCUUCACAAAUGCACUCAUCGAAUUGUUCAACAGCAGUAUGAGCACUCAGAUCCUCUUGAUGACUGUGAAAGAAGAUGGUAAUGUGAAGGCUGUCUUUGAACAAAUGCUCAAAAUUUUUAAGGAGAUGCACUCUGUGGUGGCGGCCAAGCAGGACCCAAUGCAAAGUGAACCUUUAAGUUCCAAGAUUGCAACAGCUAUUUCCUCUAUGGUUGAGAAGAGUAACAAUAUAAGGGAGUUGCAACAGUCAACCAAAGAAAUGUUCAAAAAUGCCCAGUCACCGAUCAUUGCCUCUGUGCUGAAUAGUGGUAACAUUCUUGAGAGUUUGGAAUCUUCUCUUUUACUCUUGAUGAAAUAUCCCAUCAUGAAUCUCCAAUUAAGUGACUUCUACAGGAAAGGACAAUCAGAUGCCACCACAUCUGAGAAAAGUCCAGGUCCAUCCAAAGCCACUACAAUAGAUGCCUUGAAAAAGUUGCAGGAUGCACUCAACAUUGAGAAUGCUAAGAAUACCAUUAAGUCAGCUGCAGAUCAAAUGGAACAAAUUGUCAAAACUAUGGGACCCAUCUUAGAGGUCCUUCAAAAAGCCAUAAAAACUAUGGAAACCAAGUUUUCUGUGUUUAAGAAACCCAGGAACUAGUAGGAGUGCAACAGAAGUGUUCGUGCUGGUCAGAAAACCAAUUCAAACCAUGCAAGUUUUCAUAGUACUCUCUAAGACCCUCAGUGCCCAACAUGUGGCCUAUUGGGACAUGAAUUCAAAGAGUAGUCACCUGGCAAACCAUGUACCUCAAGGUUUGCUUUAUUCAAAUAAAAAUAAAUAACCAAAGAAAUCCUGCUUGAAAUGGUGGUUCCUGAAAAGAAUAUAUUGUUCAAAAAAA
This is a messenger RNA of Cervus elaphus (red deer), 1273 nucleotides long. RefSeq names its product chromosome 22 C12orf60 homolog (gene C22H12orf60). The record is from RefSeq and is a predicted model, not a curated record. The coding region runs from base 319 to 1035 and encodes 238 amino acids. Lineage: Eukaryota; Metazoa; Chordata; Mammalia; Artiodactyla; Cervidae. The transcript has 2 exons.